Molecule: messenger RNA, 2135 nt
Organism: Cyclopterus lumpus (lumpfish)
Lineage: Eukaryota; Metazoa; Chordata; Actinopteri; Perciformes; Cyclopteridae
Gene: gmpr2
Product: guanosine monophosphate reductase 2
Exons: 9
Coding region: 158-1198 (346 amino acids)
Biological process (GO): nucleotide metabolic process
Cellular component (GO): GMP reductase complex
Molecular function (GO): GMP reductase activity
Source: RefSeq, a predicted model, not a curated record
GAACUACAAGGUGGCUGUCAGUUGGUGUCCGCCCCCAUAAGGCUUCCCGCACACAUUGUGGAUAAGAAAACUAGCUGCACAGGCACAACAUCAACCAGGCUUUCCGUAAGAAGUGCUUUUUAGUGUUCCCCUUCCUGUACACCCUGUUUUUUAAAAAAUGCCUCGCAUUGAGAAUGACAUCAAGCUGGACUUCAAGGAUGUGCUCCUCCGGCCAAAGCGAAGCACACUCAAGUCAAGGAGUGAGGUAGACCUCAUGAGGAGCUACACCUUCAGGAACUCCAAGGGCAGCUACAGAGGGAUCCCCAUCAUCGCUGCAAACAUGGACACCGUGGGGACCUUUGAGAUGGCCCUGGUUUUGCACCAGUUCACUCUCUUCACCACAGUUCACAAACAUUACUCUGUGGAUGACUGGGUGGAGUUUGCGAAAAAGAAUCCCGAGUGCCUGAAGAAUGUAGCAGUCAGCACGGGGACCGGGGAAGGGGACUUUGACAGGGUUUCAACCAUCUUGGCGGCCGUGCCACAGCUGCAGUAUAUCUGUGUCGACGUGGCUAACGGCUACUCCGAACACUUUGUUCACUUUGUCAAAGACGUCAGGGAGAAGUUCCGCUCUCACACUAUAAUGGCAGGAAAUGUGGUGACAGGAGAGAUGGUAGAGGAGCUGAUCCUGGCUGGCGCUGACAUCAUCAAAGUGGGCAUCGGACCAGGCUCUGUGUGUACCACCCGCAAGAAGACAGGGGUUGGGUACCCCCAGCUCAGCGCUGUGAUCGAGUGUGCCGAUGCCGCCCAUGGCUUGGGUGGCCACAUCAUCUCUGAUGGGGGAUGUACUUGCCCAGGGGAUGUCUCGAAGGCAUUCGGUGCUGGUGCCGACUUUGUGAUGCUGGGCGGUAUGCUGGCUGGCCACUCCGAAAGCGGGGGAGAGGUUAUUGAGAAAAACGGCAAGAAAUACAAGCUGUUCUAUGGAAUGAGCUCCGACACGGCGAUGCAGAAACAUGCUGGAGGCGUGGCUGAUUACAGAGCGUCUGAGGGGAAGACGGUCGAAGUUCCUUACAAAGGCCCGGUGGAGGUGACCAUACGAGACGUCCUGGGCGGGGUCCGCUCCACCUGCACCUAUGUUGGGGCGAGCAAACUGAAGGAGCUGAGCCGCCGGACCACCUUCAUCCGGGUCAACCAACAGCUCAACACCGUCUUCGGCAGCUGAACGUCUGGCUCGACGCGCCUUCAGAGGCAACGAUAAGUCUGCAACGCUGCCUGUCUGACUCCCGUAUGUCUGCAUCGACCACGAGUGAACAGACAUGAAUAUUAAUACUUAAAGGUCCUUUUACUAAGCUUAUUAGUUUUUUAUUAAGCUUCAAUGCAAUGUCAUGUUAUUGGGAUUUGUCACUUUAGACUGUUACAUUUUUCCUCCAAUCCACAACGUUUCAGGUCAGUUUCUAGACUGUAAGCAGUAAAUUCUUCUGCUGCCUCAACGUUCCUCUGCCAAGUUGUUCUUUUUGAACAUGUAUGGAAAUCUGCAGCUGUCUGUAAACGGCAUCCACAACAUUUCUUUAUGCCGAGAUCAUACUGCGAGCCAUUGUCAGACGGACACAAUUAUAGCAAAUGUCUAAAUCGAAAAUUAAUUUUUAGAAAUUGAAUCAUUCCAAAACCAAAUGUUGCACUUUAUGUUUUGUAAUUUGAGUCUAAUCAGUUUUUUUGUGUCAUACAUAGGUGACAUUUAUAUUUAAAGUAGGUGAAUUAGAUGUUUAAAGAAUUUAUAUAUAUAUAUAUAUAUAUAUAUAUAUCUCGACCAUACACACUGAAUGCUAGCGUGCAGUACUGGAGCACAUGGCGAUGAAGUGCUCGCAGAAGUCUUAUUCAACAAAGAUAUAUGCAAAUGUUCUCUUCUCUGGUUAAAGCUGCUCCUGUUCAGUUCCAAAGUGUGUGUGUGUGGGCUUAAUGUGUGCGUUCAAAUUAAAUUAUGAUUCAUUGCAUUCAUUUUAAAUUCAGCGGGUGUUCGUAGCCGUUUUAAAUUUAGAGUGUUGGUCUCACGUCACAAAGUGUCGUUGCUCCACUUCGAGCUGUUCUGAACUAUUUCAUUUGUUACAGUUUUUUUUAAUUCACCUGUUAAACUGUCAAUAAAAACAUUCCACAUCUUAAAA